Mesorhabditis spiculigera is the source of this 294-nucleotide messenger RNA. The record is from the annotation of a GenBank genome assembly. Lineage: Eukaryota; Metazoa; Nematoda; Chromadorea; Rhabditida; Rhabditidae.
AUGGCAAGCCCUCGGAAGAAAAAGACAAAGGCCUCUGAGAAAGCUGGUGAUGCCAACGACCCCAAAGCCACCGAAAACCUGCAAACGUGGAUCGCACUCCGCGUCCACAAAAUUCCGGAAUUUGUGUGUCCCGGAAAACAGCCAGCGCACCUUCUUAAAAUCCAUUGCCAGCGCGCCUUGAUCGCGCCGGAAAUGCGCCGAAGAAUUUCGACUGCAUAUGAAGUCAAACGGCAGCUGCGGAAACUGAAAGCUAAUAACAACGUGAUCCUGGGAAGUGUGGCGCCGCGGGCAAAA